GGUUGGAAUCGUCAAUGCAAAGCGUGAUCAGCAACGCUGCCAAGUACCGAAGCACUCAAUCGAUGUUGUCGCAUGCGCCGAAAUACCCAUUUCCCAUGGAGCUUGGCCAGCCGAAGCCCUGCAAAGACGGGUACUAAGCUCUAAACUGUAGUCUUGCUUUCGGCAUCGCCCAACCGCCCAGACUUUGCCCAGUCACCGGCUGGUGAUAAGACGGGCUUCGCGAAAUGGCCUCUCGAAUCUGUAUGGGUCGACCGCCGGCCUGGGGCAACUAGUUGAAUCCCUGGCAAAGUGGUGGAGUGUACCCACACCAGACACCUGCUCGAAAGAGAGACAGUCAAGGAAUACCAAGACGGCGCUUGAAAAGAGCACAUUUGCCGCUCGUGUGUUACAGGAAGUGCGGGCUACGACUAUAAUUGCAGUCGACUGCCCGUUUCCCUGCUGUUCAGCAGCAGCUCAUUCUUUUUCCCCGCUCAACCUCAUCCCUGUCUGCUAGUCAUGACGACGAACGCUGCAUCCAACGCCGUGGACAUGGCCAUGUCCAACGAGCCCGCCAAGGCUGCUAUGCCUCUGUACGAGGUCGAUGAGAAGCGUGCCCUCUCGGAUGAACGCACGCCAUCGACUCUCAGCCAUCAGCCCCAUGACCCCGAUGUCUUUGAUGCAGACUUGGAAGGCGAGGAACCCACGGAGGAAGACUUGAAGACACUCCGUCGUGUAUCCGGAAAGAUUCCGUGGACUGCCUUCACCAUUGCGUUCGUCGAGCUUUGCGAGCGUUUCGGAUACUACGGUUGCCAGGUGUUGUACACCAACUUCAUUCAACAGGACCUUCCUGUGAUCGAUGGCGUCGUACAAUCCACUGGUCGCGAUCCACGUGAAGAGGGUCAACCAGGUGCGCUUGGCAUGGGUCAGCGUGCUUCCUUCGGUAUCGGACAGUUCAACUCUUUCUGGGCGUACACCACUCCCAUUAUUGGUGCUAUCAUCGCCGACGAAUACCUCGGUCGUUUCAACACCAUCUUCAUCGCCAUUGCCUUCUCUAUCUUGGGCCAUAUCUUGCUCAUCAUCUCCGCCAUUCCCCCUGUGCUCACUAGCGGCAAUGCAAUUGGACCUUUCAUCCUGGGUGUCAUCACCCUUGGUUUCGGAACUGGAGCAUUCAAGGCCAACAUCUCCCCACUGAUUGCUGAACAAUACCGCCAGACCAAGCCGCGUGUCAUCAAGGAUCCCAAGACUGGCGAGCGUGUCAUCUCUGACCCCAACAUCACACUCUCCCGUAUCUUCUUGUACUUCUACAUGUUCAUCAACAUUGGUUCCCUCACUGGACAACUGUCCAUGGUGUACGUCGAGAAGUACGUUGGUUUCUGGUGCGCGUGGCUGCUACCCACCAUCAUGUUCUGCUUCUGCCCCGUGGUUCUUUGGACCUGCAGGAAUAAGUACCACCGCACUCCCCCCACUGGUUCCGUCCUCAUCCGCGCCAUCAAGGUCCUGAAGCUUGCCACCAAGGGCAAGUGGUCUAUCAACCCCGUUACCACGCGCAAGAACUUCAAGAGCGAGCGUUUCUGGGAGGACGUCAAGCCCAGCCAUCUCGGUGCGAACAAGCCUGGUUGGAUGCAGUUCGACGACGCUUGGGUUGACCAGGUUGCUCGUGGUCUGCGUGCGUGCUCUUGCUUUACCUGGAUCCCGCUCUACUGGCUGUCAUACAACCAGAUGAACAACAACCUUACCUCGCAAGCCGCCACAAUGACACGUAACGGUGUCCCCAACGAUGUCAUCACCAAUCUUAACCCCAUCUCUCUCGUCAUCUUCAUCCCUAUCGUAGACAACUUCCUCUACCCCGCUCUCCGCAAGGCAAACAUUCGCUUCACUCCUAUCAAGCGUAUCGCUUUCGGUUUCAUCCUUGCGUCUUUCGCCAUGGUCUCCGCUGCCGUUAUCCAGCACUACAUCUAUGCCGAGGGCCCCUGCGGAAAGUACAUGAACAGCUGCGACGACCCAGCCCCACUUAACGUCUGGACCCAAGCCGUUCCGUACGUUCUCGUCGGAUUCUCCGAGAUCUUCACAUCUAUUACUGGACUCGAGUUUGCCUUUACAAAAGCCCCCAAGAACAUGCGUUCGCUGGUCACCUCUUACUGGCAUUUCAUGUCUGCCUUCUCCAACGCGCUUGGCCAGGCGUUCGUGUCGCUAUCCGAAGACCCGUUGUUGGUUUGGAACUACACGACUGUUGCCAUCUUGGCAUUCAUCGGUGGUAUCCUCUUCUGGUUCCACCAGCGCAAGACGGAUAAGCAGGAGGACAUCCUCAACAUGCUUCCGGACUCGAACUACAUUGGCAAGGACCGAAGACACAGUGUUGAGGAGGACUGGAAGCUAAUUAAUAUACGAGUCUUUCACUUACCUCAUAUGCCUACUUUUCGUCUUAUGCUGAUCGUGCGCCACAUCAUGUUUCGCUGCAUCGAAGACGACUCUCCUCAAUCACGCUAA
Messenger RNA from Alternaria alternata, 2466 nucleotides. Its product is annotated as PTR2-domain-containing protein. The transcript is spliced from 4 exons. Gene Ontology annotation, biological process: transmembrane transport; oligopeptide transport. Bases 496 to 2466 code for a protein of 656 amino acids. Gene Ontology annotation, cellular component: membrane. Gene Ontology annotation, molecular function: dipeptide transmembrane transporter activity. The record is from RefSeq and is a predicted model, not a curated record. NCBI's taxonomy places the organism in Eukaryota, Fungi, Ascomycota, Dothideomycetes, Pleosporales, Pleosporaceae.